Paramecium primaurelia is the source of this 1380-nucleotide messenger RNA. The record is from the annotation of a GenBank genome assembly. Lineage: Eukaryota; Ciliophora; Oligohymenophorea; Peniculida; Parameciidae.
AUGUAAAUUUAUAAAACUUCUCUUUCAACUUAGGGAUUCAGACCUUAAUCAACAGAAUAUUAUCAUAGAAUACAAUCUGCUAAUACUGCAAAUACUAUUCAUAGCAAUAGAACAAUUCCAUAAUAAACUAUUUCAUCCAAUCGUAGUUAAACUAGAAUUACAACUGCAAAACCUAUUAGAUCAUUUAUCAUUAGUAAAACUAUUAAAUCCAAACCUAUUGAAGAUGAAGAUUUUGAUGAAAUCAUUAAAACAUCUCAUGAUCAAGAUCUAUUUAGUAUAAUUUUUAUUAAAUUAGAGUUCAAGCAUAAAUGUAAUGCACCAUAACAUUUAAGAAUGGAAUAGAUCUAUAGAUUCAUUUAUGAUAAAAAGACAAGCAAUAAGUAAAAAUAUUCUAUGCAAAGUAAAAUUAAUUAGCAAGCCUUGCCUGUGGCUAGUGGCUCAAUUAGUAUUAUGUUAAAUGUUGCCAGAAAAGAUUAUGGAUUUAAUUUACAAUCAUUUAAAAAAAAAAUAGCUCCAAAAUCUAAAUUUAAAAUGAAAUGGAAAACUAUUUAAUGGUUAUUAAAGAAUAGAAAAGAUGCAAUAAGAUAAAUAUUUUAAAAUUAUUAAUCUAUUGUAAAAUAAGCCAAAGACUUUCCUGAUGGAUUAAAUAGAGAAUAAUUCUAAGGAUUACUUAUUUCUUUUGGAUUAGGAGCAGAUAAAAAUUUAGCAGAAAAAUUAUUUUAUGUAUUUGAUGAAGAUUCUAGUGGUACUGUUGAUUAUAAAGAACUUAUAGUAGGUUUAGAAGUUUUGAAAGAUGAUACAAUUGAUGAAAAAUUAAAAAGUAAUUUAUCUUAAACUUAAAUAGAAUAGUCUUUUUUGAUUUAUGUGAUGAAGAUGGAUCAGGUAAAGUAAGUGAAAAAGAAAUCUUUAAUAUUUUAAAGUAAAAUAUCAUAAAUGAAAAUGAUAAAUAUUAACUAAAAAUGGUUAUUAGAGAAAUGAUCAAAUAAGUUGAUUAAGAUGGAGAUGGAGAAUUAAAUAAAGAAGAAAUUCUAUAGGCAGCAAGUAAAAAUCCUAUUCUUCGCAGAUUACUUGAAUAAACCAUUUCUAAUGUAAGAAGAAUAGAUGCAAUCAUAUAAAAUGAUUUAGAAGAACCAUUUCAUUAAUUUGUACCUUCUUCUGCAAAUUUUAUAUAAUAAAAGGAGGGAAUACAUUUUGCUACUCAAUAAAAAUUAAUUGAUGCUUUAGAAGAAAUUGAUAAAGUAAUUCUUUCAUUUAGUUUUAGAUCCAUGAAAAAGGUAAGAAAAUCAAAGAAUAUACAAAACCUGAAAAUCAAAUGGGACUUACUACCUAUUAAGGAUUGCAAGAGAAAAAAUUUCUUGAUGACUCUUAAUUUGAUUGAUC